Messenger RNA from Ruditapes philippinarum (Manila clam), 1477 nucleotides. Its product is annotated as alpha-tocopherol transfer protein-like. The coding region runs from base 130 to 1188 and encodes 352 amino acids. The transcript has 9 exons. Gene Ontology annotation, cellular component: membrane. Gene Ontology annotation, molecular function: phosphatidylinositol bisphosphate binding. The record is from RefSeq and is a predicted model, not a curated record. Lineage: Eukaryota; Metazoa; Mollusca; Bivalvia; Venerida; Veneridae.
AUUACCCUGCUGAUUUGGCGGUGUUUGUCCCUUUGAAAAAAUAAAAAUAUAGCGGCUUUUGACCUAUAAACAAACAUUGUCAUAGAAAACGCUGGAAAAGGUUAAACAGAAACUAAUUGAUGUAUAACCAUGGCAACCAGCAGUGAUGAUACAGAAUAUGUGUGCACACUUAGUGAUGAGUUGAUAGUGAAAGCUGAGGAGGAACUAAAUGAGAAAGCCGAAUGGAGAGCACGAGAUAUUCAAGCUCUUAGGGAAAUGAUACUCAAAAAACCUGAACUGAAGAUCAGGACGGAUGACGCAUAUUUAUUGAGAUUUUUACGAGCUAAGAAGUUUGACUACGAUCGAGCAUUCAAUCUGAUCAUGAAACAUUUUAGUAUGAGGGCCGAUGAAAAAAACAAGCAAUUGUUUGAUAAUUUACUGCCCUCUACAGUGAAACAUGUAUUAGAUGCUGGGGUCACUGGUGUGUUGCCACAUAGAGACAAACAAGGGAGAAGGGUUAUGAUAUUUCGACCAGGUAAAUGGGAUCCAUCAAAGUAUGCCAUAGAUGAUAUCUUUAGAGCUAAUUUUAUAUCUUUAACCAAGUUGGUUGAGGAUGACAAGACUCAGAUCACAGGAAUUAUAAUGAUAGUUGACCUUGAUGACCUUGGCUUGAACCAUGCUAAAAAUAUCUCUCCUUUCUAUGCAAAAAAGAUAUCUGGUCUAUUACAGGAAGAAGAGGCCCAGAUCAGUGGUAUUAUUUUACUCGCUGAUCUCAAAAGUAUGGGCUGGAAACAAACCCGACGAUUAAAGCCUUUAUUAGCUAGAAGAAUUAUUGGCUUAUUGCAGGAUAGCUUUCCCAUGAGAUUCAAAGGUAUUCACUAUGUGAAUGAGCCAGUCAUUUUUGACAUGAUAUUUGCUGUCAUACGACCAUUUAUGAAACAGAAAAUACUCGACAGAAUUCAUUUUCAUGGAACUAAAUAUGAAGAGUUAUCAGAGUUCAUAGAACCACAGUAUAUACCAUCAGAGUACAGAGGCUCAGGACCACCUUUCACUAAUGAGGAAUGGACAAAAACUUUACUGUCAUCAGAAGAUGAAUUUAUAAAGGAAGCGAGGUACGGCCUAGUUAAAGCUCUUGGUAAACCGGAAAUUACUUGCAAAGAUGAAACAUUGGACUGUUUAGCAGGCUCAUACCGCAACAUAGACUCGUAAAUGAUAAAAUCUGAUAAGUGUAUCUGAAAACAAGCUUGACUGUGUGCAUCCGGAUCUCUCCGUAGUUCAGUGGUUCUUCAGUGGCGGCUUCAUAGUGCCAUAUUAUAAUUUUGUUUCAGAAAUUUACGGAUGUUUGGUAAAAUGUCAAGCUUCAUCCAUUCAGAGCCAUUUUCUGAGCUUUUUCAUGAAAAUUGCGGAAAUAAUGUGAAAAUAUUUGAAAUUUAUUCAUGAUUUAUAUGACUGGUACAUAUCAUUGUUACUGAAGCAGUAUGAAACAUUGUAAGACAUU